Messenger RNA from Cyphellophora attinorum, 408 nucleotides. RefSeq lists its product as uncharacterized. Bases 1 to 408 code for a protein of 135 amino acids. The record is from RefSeq and is a predicted model, not a curated record. The transcript has 3 exons. NCBI's taxonomy places the organism in Eukaryota, Fungi, Ascomycota, Eurotiomycetes, Chaetothyriales, Cyphellophoraceae.
AUGACUGGAAAGCUAAGCCAGCAGGUGCAAGACUUGUUGUCGAAGCUGGUCACAGCAGCAGACCAGAGGGGCCCACAGGCAGCGGCGUCAUUCGCAGCCUUGUUCGCAGCAGAUGCUCAAUUCAUCGGCGGCGGACACGCUUUGCACGGCAGGGAAGAGAUUCAAGCUUCGCGCGAGAAGACAUGGAAUGGGGUCAAGUCACGCGAGCACACCAUUCGAGGUCUAUAUCAAAGCACCGAGAAUCCAGAACAAUUCGCAUUCCUAGGAUCCCUCGUUGUUCAUCGCGCAGAUGCCGAAGACGCAGUAUCCAUGCGCAUCUGCGCAAACUUCGACGUGAAGCAGAAUUCUGGUACGCUCGAGAUUACGAGAUAUGAAGCUUUCGCAGAACCACCAUCCACCGCGAAAUGA